Cotesia glomerata is the source of this 309-nucleotide messenger RNA. RefSeq names its product protein FMC1 homolog. Gene Ontology annotation, cellular component: mitochondrion. NCBI's taxonomy places the organism in Eukaryota, Metazoa, Arthropoda, Insecta, Hymenoptera, Braconidae. The record is from RefSeq and is a predicted model, not a curated record. Bases 1 to 309 code for a protein of 102 amino acids. The transcript has a single exon.
AUGAAUUCAAAUUUGCAACUAAUCCGUUCGCUGUUACGUGAAAUCCGUCUUACAUCCAGUGAAAGUAAAAUAAAGGAGAACAUUGUCGUGCGUUACAUCAUGGAGCAGGCUAGAGCACAUAAGGAAACUUCCGAGACGCUUUGCAAAGCUCGUGAGGAAUUGCUUCACUUGGCGACUACUUAUAAUUGCUAUUUAAGUUCUCUGAGAACUUAUAAUGAAAUUAACACCCAGUACGCUGGAGCUGGAGAGCGCACUGUUCGCGAGACUGCUGAUCUGGUCGGCUUCAAACUUCCCCACGAUCCAAAGUAA